Molecule: messenger RNA, 1384 nt
Organism: Orbicella faveolata
Lineage: Eukaryota; Metazoa; Cnidaria; Anthozoa; Scleractinia; Merulinidae
Product: protein HEXIM1-like
Biological process (GO): negative regulation of cyclin-dependent protein serine/threonine kinase activity; negative regulation of transcription by RNA polymerase II
Cellular component (GO): nucleus; nucleoplasm; cytoplasm
Molecular function (GO): 7SK snRNA binding; cyclin-dependent protein serine/threonine kinase inhibitor activity
Source: RefSeq, a predicted model, not a curated record
AUCAACCCCAGUUGUUCGACGAGUGAAGAGGACGAAGGCAGUAUAGCGGCCAAAGUUGUGGCCUAAAAACGCUUAUAUUUUCCCGAUCGUGGGCGGAAAGGACCGUUCAUUCGCCCAAUAUACUAACUUUCUGUUGGGAAGCCAUCUCAAUCGGAGAGGAAACUAUUAGUUCCAGGUUCAAUGACCGAACAACUUGAUUCUUCGUCAUCUGUUCCGACCGACGGGAGUCGGGAGAAUAUGGAGCAAGACGGCAGUGAGGGGGACGACGAACGCACUAGCGGACAGAGCGGAGGAGAAGCAGGCGAUGGAGCAUCUUUAGCGGAGAAAGAAGAUGCUCAACAGAGUGAAAGCUGUGUCCCGGUCACAACAGCAACGCGAUCGGUCGCGGACUGGAAACCUUUGCCCGUUCGGAAAAAACACCGUCGCGGGUCGAGGCGGAAUCAAAACAGACCCGGGAAAAGAUACGUUCCUUAUUCCAAACUUUCGUGGGAAGAGAAAAAGCAGCGAGACGAGAGAGACACAAAGCGAGCCUUUAAACUCCGAGAACAAAUAAAUGCUAAGGGGCGACCCACCGCGCCUUACAACACUACUCAGUUUUUGAUGGCCGAACACGAUUUAGCGGAGCCAGAUUUGGGUUCACAUGUUCAUAUGCAAUCGGAUGGCGAAGAAACUCCUUUGAGGAGUAGGGUACCGUCUAACUCCUGCGACGAUUCGGAUUUCGAUGAUGACUACAAUGAAUCCCCCGAAGACGAAAUUUACGAGCAGCAGUUCUUCGAGAAAGACUUCACGGAGGCCUACGAGCAAGUUCAUGUAGAGAACUUGCAUUCAAUGAGCAAAAGUGAACUUGUACGCGAAUUUAUGCUUCUAGAGGAACGUGUAGAAAACAUGGAAAUUAAACUGAAAGAGUCUGAAGCUAUAGGCAGCGUUUUUGCGAGGCGAAUUUCUGUUGAAGAACUGUCUGGGGCUUUAAACGGUGACAGCAAUUUAGACUUGAACAAGGCAGACUCGAAGACUCGAGAGGAAAUAUUGCUCGUAGAAUUAAGCAGACUUCGGAAAGAAAAUGAACGCUUACUAGCAGAAAACGAAGACAUAAAGAAACGCUUUCAGAAAUCUGUUUCACCUAAAGUCUCCUAAUGUCCAGUUGGACGUAUUUUGUGACGCUGUAGUUGAUUUAAAGUUCCAAUCCUGUACGCUACGAGGAUUCCAGUGAGUGGCUGAAGUAUGUACACACUAAAAAAUAACAAUCUGUGUUUGGCACAAGUUUCUAGUGUAUGGUAGUGUAGACGCGAUGUCGGAGUUUCCCAGCGAAGACACGGUUAAUGUAUUGCAAAUAAUUUAGCCAAGGAUGUAUUUUUUAAAUAAAAUUCAUAUGUAGUGAUCUCGA